AUGACCAGAGCCUUCAAGAGUACGAACCAACCAUUUUUCCGGCCCACCUACAUCUUAAAUCAUGCCAUCCUGUUGCUCCAGUGGAACAUUCCCGUCAGCUGUGCAUCUGAUAUAGCCGAGUUGGCCGAUACCUGCGAGGGCAGCGCUGCCGAUGGGACCUCCGUCCACCCUGAUAUUGCGGUUCUGUCCCUGGAUGUCACCUCGACGCCAUUAGUCACAGAAGCUGCUAAGGCUGUCAGUGAAAGCGGCCGUGGACUUGACAUACUAGUCAAUAAUGCUGCUUUUGGAUACACGACGCCCGUCCUCGAUAUCGACAUUGAUGAAGCCAAGAAAGUACAAGAUACCAACCUCUGCGGCAGCGUACGUACGAUCCAGGUCUUCAAAGACCUGUUGAUUGCGAGCUAUGGGCGUAUUAUCAACUUUAAAGUCAUCACCGCUGUAUUUAGUCUACCAUGGGACGCUGCAUACAAAAUAGAAAGGGGCUCAUUGGAUGUCCGAUUUACUUUUCUUAGUGGUCGACUUGACUAG
Talaromyces amestolkiae is the source of this 528-nucleotide messenger RNA. RefSeq lists its product as uncharacterized. Gene Ontology annotation, biological process: phosphatidic acid biosynthetic process; triglyceride catabolic process. Gene Ontology annotation, cellular component: lipid droplet; endoplasmic reticulum. Lineage: Eukaryota; Fungi; Ascomycota; Eurotiomycetes; Eurotiales; Trichocomaceae. The coding region runs from base 1 to 528 and encodes 175 amino acids. The record is from RefSeq and is a predicted model, not a curated record. The transcript is spliced from 3 exons. Gene Ontology annotation, molecular function: acylglycerone-phosphate reductase (NADP+) activity; triacylglycerol lipase activity.